Molecule: messenger RNA, 1710 nt
Organism: Lytechinus pictus (painted urchin)
Lineage: Eukaryota; Metazoa; Echinodermata; Echinoidea; Temnopleuroida; Toxopneustidae
Product: GTPase-activating protein and VPS9 domain-containing protein 1-like
Exons: 3
Coding region: 337-1710 (457 amino acids)
Biological process (GO): vesicle-mediated transport; regulation of GTPase activity
Cellular component (GO): endocytic vesicle; cytosol
Molecular function (GO): small GTPase binding; guanyl-nucleotide exchange factor activity
Source: RefSeq, a predicted model, not a curated record
GAGCAUCUUUUAAGUGUCGGCUGUUCUGACUUCAGCAAGAGAUGACGUCACCUGAUAAUACACGCAGGCUAGUCACAUGACUUCCAUGUGGUAGCAAAUCUAAUAGAAACUGUCUUUAUGUUACCCCCGUGCAUGAACAUUGAGGAGGAAUAGUGCUUCUACAUGUACUGUACGAGACUGUACAGUACAAACUUCCUGUGCAAAGCCAACGAAAAUUGAUAUAUAAUGUAAUCAAAUGGCAAUGAAUGAAAGGUAUUUGUGCAAACUUUGUACUUUGAAAUCUUGAUUGAGCUUGAGAGUUGUCAACAAAAACCGUAUCCGAUGACUUGAUUAAAGAUGGCAGUUACAAUGAACAGCACCCUUGAGCUGCUGUCACUGGCCCAGCGGCUCAAGGAGGAGAGACUGUACAUCCAGUCUGAGAAGAACCUGCUCCAGGGACUCCACGAGGAGGUAACCCAGACCUCGGACAAGCUCCACCGUGUAGCAUGGAUCACCCAACAACAGCGUCAGACCCUCAAUAGCCUCGUCAGGGCCAGCUCCAACUCCCCUCCUGCUGCAUGUUGCUAUCGCGCCAAUGCCCUGGAGCGGGUCGGUUUUGUCGAUGGGUACAAGCAGCUCGGAUUCCAGGAUGCAUUGUAUGGGGAUGUCCUGAACUAUCUGAGAGAAAACCCAUCAGUCAUGGCCCAGAUCCUGGCUCAAGGAGAGAAGACAAACACUGAUAGGGCACCAGGGUUGGUACACUCUGUUAUCUCUGGCAUCUACGGAAAUUGUGUCGUGGAUGACGAUGAGCAGCACUUCUUAAUUUUCAUUCAAUCGCUCAUGAAGCACCAGCUUGCAGAAAGUGAUGAUCCCCGUCGAUUACUGAGGAGAGGGCGCUGCGCUUUCUCGAUAGCUUUUAAAGUGUUCACAGAGGCUCUAUUUAGUGGGAAAUUGUACUUAACAGCUGCGUUACAUGAACCUGUCAUGGCUGUACUAAUGAAUGACGAAGUUUGCUUAGAAACGGACGUCCAAAAGGCGAUGGACCACUUUUCCCCGGAGGAGAGGAAACAGCGAUUUGGAACCCCAGGAACCCCCGCGUAUGAACAAAGUGUCCAGAAACACAUGAACGGCAUAAUGGACCAACUUGUGGGACUGUGUAACAAAUUCAUUGUUGGACUUCACAGUAACAUCUACUGUUUCCCUCCUAGUCUUGAUUGGAUUAUCAGCCAACUCCAUAAGAUUCUGGUAGAUGCAGGUCAAGUGGACUCAGCCGAUAUCCGCAUCAUGUGUGCUGAUCUGCUGUUGACGUGCUUCGUCGGACCUGCGAUCAUUGAUCCUGAACCCUACGGCAUCACAUCGGACAUCCUGGUGAGUGAGACCGCUCGGUUCAACUUGAUGCAGGUUGCUCAGAUCCUGCAGGGUCUGGCUCUCCAGACAUCAACGACCAGCAAGGAAUCCUCCGCUAGGGUACCAGAUAUCUACUCAAGGUUUCCAAAGGGCUGCAUGUCAAGCUACUUGGAUGCAUUGAUUGAUAACCUGAGCUCUUCUGACAUACCGCCAAUCACCAGUCAGCUCAGAGGAAUGACAAGAAGUUCUACCUUCAUUACAGAGACAGAGUUGCAUAGCUUGAUCUUUACUCCAAUGAGGGCAUACUGUCAAAAAGCCUCUGAAUGGACACAGGUCGUGUGGUCCAGUGGUCAGAGCAUUGGACUCGUAAUCGCAAGGUUGUGA